Marmota flaviventris (yellow-bellied marmot) is the source of this 1356-nucleotide messenger RNA. The record is from RefSeq and is a predicted model, not a curated record. Lineage: Eukaryota; Metazoa; Chordata; Mammalia; Rodentia; Sciuridae.
AUGGCCCCCGAGGCAGGUGCGCCGCAGGGGUUUACGUGUCCCCAAACACCCAAAGUGCGGAAAGCGCUCUUGAGCGCGGGGAUCCCAACCCUGGCUCUCCCCAAUUCCCGCGCGUCGCUGCAGUGGAACCCGCCUCCCUUCCCACCGGGGCUGCUCGUAGCAGGGAUUAGGAGCAAGGGACUGGGCGCCCCACUCACCAGCGUCCACCAGCCAAGCGCAGCGCCCCCGGGCUCCAGCGAGCGUGACCUUCCGGAAACCGCCCUUGCCCAACGCGGCUGGAGGGCUACGUACUGGGUGCUGGAGCUGGCGCAGUCUCCUGCAGAAGCGCCCCGAAACAGCUUAGGUGCCCUCGAAGCCUUCCAAGCCUACCUCCUGCUGUGUGUUGAUCUACCUGCAGCGGGAGAUGGGGCGGGGGGAGACACAUGUCUAUGCCCAGCCUCAGGUGCCAAGCCCAAGCUAAGUGGCUUCAAGGGAGGAGGGCUGGACAACAAGUACGUGCAGCUCAAUAUAGUUGGCUCCCUGUACUACACCAUGGUGCGGGCACUCACCCGGCGUGACAAUCUCAAGGCCAUGUUCAGUGGGCGCAUGGAGGUGCUGAUCGACAAAGAAGGCUGGAUCCCCAUAAACCGAUGUGGAAAGCACUUUGGCACCAUUUUGAAUUACCUCCGAGAUGACCCUAUUACCCUCCCUCAAAACCGGCAAGAAAUCAAAGAAUUGAUGGCUGAAGAAAAAUAUUACCUCAUUCAGGGCCUGGUGAACAUGUGCCAGACUGCCCUGCAGGACAAGAAGGACUCCUACCAGCCUGUGUCCAACAUCCCCAUCAUCACAUCCCUGAGGGAGGAGGACAGGCUCAUCAAAUCUUCCACCAAGCCCAUGGUGAAGCUGCUGUCCAAUAGAAGCAACAACAAGUAUUCCUACACCAGCAACUCUGAUGACCACCUGCUGAAAAACAUACAGCUGUUUGACAAGCUGUCCUUGCGCUUCAAUGGCCGCGUGCUCUUCAUCAAGGAUGUCAUCAGUGACGAGAUCUGCUGCUGGUCCUUCUAUGGCCAGGGUCCUAAGCUGGCAGAGGUGUGCUGCACCUCCAUCGUGUAUGCCACAGAGAAGAAGCAGACCAAGGUGGAAUUUCCAGAGGCCCGAAUCUAUGAGGAGACACUCAAUGUCCUACUCUAUGAGACCCCCCAAGUCCCUGACAACUCCUUGUUGGAGGCCACGAGCCGGAGCCGCAGCCAGGCUUCCCCCAGUGAAGAUGAGGAAGCCUAUGAACUGCGGGAUCGUGUGCGCCGCAUCCACGUCAAGCGCUAUAGCACCCACGAUGACCGGCAGCUCGACCACCAAUCUGCACAUCGUGACUGA